AUGUUCACAAAGGCCCACCAUGAUGCUGCGAAACAUGUGCACCCGCGCACGGGCCUUCUCCGAAUCGCCAGAUCUGAUACAGAUCUGGCAGUCAUUCUGGAGGCCUUCAAGACAGGUGUUGUGGAGCAGAAGCAGGAGCUGCUUGCACAGGCAGAAGAGCUGGUCCUCGCGCCGGAUCUAAGGACUUUGACGUCUUCGUUGUCCCGGCGCGUGGCGUUUUGGGAGGACCAGAUCGAAGAGAGCUGGCACCAGUGGUCUACGCAGUCCAGCCUUUUCCAUGAGGCACAGGCCGAGGCAGCUGACUCCUGGGAGAAGCUGCGUGCUCAGUCGUACAGCCUACUGGAGGCAGCCGAGGCCCUUAUGGCUGAUUCGAGUGGGGGCUUGGGCGAGCAGGUGCCCGAUCCGUUCGACGCGGAGCUUCACGACACUUUCGCCGAGGUCGCGACAGUGCUGGCGCUCCUGGGUAGCUGGGCACACUUCCACAACCUGAGGGGUGAUGGCCAUGUGCUCGUGGAGAUGCGGGACCUCUUUCGUAGCAUCGUCCUUCGUCUGGACGCCCACUUUGUCCCGCUGGGUUACGAGGGCAGCAGCGCCGUGCGCCAGCGGCUGGACUUAGAGAACUCCUGGCGGAUGGUGGAGGAUUCCCCAGCGGAGCUGCCCAGGAAUGGUGGUUGCCCGGUGCAUGGCCGAGGCCGUGUUCUCUUCAAGGAUUAG
Messenger RNA from Symbiodinium natans, 714 nucleotides. NCBI's taxonomy places the organism in Eukaryota, Dinophyceae, Suessiales, Symbiodiniaceae. The record is from the annotation of a GenBank genome assembly.